AUGGGCUCGGAGCUGGAUGAUGCUGACACUGCCAGGCCCCGGGCCGCCCUCCUGGAGAAGCACCCGCUGGAGGGGGAGAAGCAGCGGCCCGGCACCGGGCAGGGCCCCUUCUUCUACAUCGGAGGCACCGACGGGGCCGCAAUGCCCCGGCCCAGCCUCGCUCCGCGGCCCACAACCCCGCGGCCCCCAGGUCACCGCCGCCCCUCGCCCCUGCAGAAUCAGCUCCUAUUGCAAAAGCAAGGGCUGGCAGCGCAUCCAGGACAGCCGGCGGGAAGACUACAAGCUCAAGUGGUGCGAGGUCAAGUGCAGGGACACCUACUGCAGCUUCCGGGAAGAUCUGGAAAGGACACGACACCCGCCCCAGAAGAGCUCAUGUGGAGCAGCUCAGGACACCUUGGGCCACAGAGCGUCCUGAAAAUGGAAGACUUUUUCCCAGAGACCUACCGUCUGGACAUCAGGGACGAGAGAGAGGCUUUCUUUACCCUCUUUGAUGCUCUCUCCGCAGAAACCCAGAUGUGGAUCUGCAAGCCCACCGCCUCCAACCAGGGCAAAGGCAUCUUUCUGCUCCGGAACCAGGAGGAAGUCGCCGCCCUCCAAGCCAAGACCCAGAGCAUCGAGGACGACCCCAUCUACCGCAAGAUGCCCUUCCGGGCGCCUCAGGCGCGGGUCGUGCAGAGGUUUUGCGCGUGGGCACCCCGAGGGGCGUUGGCCAGGUACAUCCAGAACCCUCUGCUGCUGGAUGGGAAGAAGUUCGACGUGCGCUCCUACCUGCUCAUCGCCUGCACCAUGCCCUACAUGGUCUUCUUCGGCCAUGGCUACGCUCGCCUCACCCUCGGCCUUUAUGAUCCCCAUUCCAGCGACCUCUGUGGCCACUUAACCAACCAGUUCAUGCAGAAGAAGAGCCCCCUGUACCUGCUGCUCAAGGACGACACGGUGUGGAGCAUGGAGCACCUUAACCGCCACAUCAACGACAAGUUCCGCAAGGCCAAGCGCCUCCCCCGGGACUGGGUCUUCACCACCUUCGCGAAGCGGAUGCAGCAGAUCAUGGCCCACUGCUUCCUGUCUGUCAAAUCCAAGCUCAAGUGCAAGCUGGGCUACUUUGACCUCAUUGGUUGUGACUUCUUGAUUGAUGAAAACUUCAAGGUGUGGCUGCUGGAGAUGAACUCCAACCCUGCCCUGCACACCAACUGUGAAGUCCUGAAAGAGACCUGGCACUCGAGACCUUCCAGAAGAGGCUGCGCGGCCAGAAGAUGCUGCCGCUGCUGUCCCAGCGCCACUUCGUGCUCCUGCACAACGGCGAGGCAGACCUGUGGCCGCGCCCCGGGAGCUCCCGCAGCGUCCCCCGCCCGCCGUCGCCGCCGCCCGCCGCGUCCCCCGCUCUCCGCGCCGCCGGCAGGCCGGGCGCGCGCAGGCCCGCACCACGCCGGGGCCCCAGCGGCGCGCCCGGGCGGCCCUCCUCCGCACAGCGGCGCCCCCGGCCUCCGACCCCCGGCCCCGACGGCGCCCAGGGCGGGGACCCCGAGGCCCCGGGCGGCGGGGAGCCGGCGCGGGAGCCUUCCCCGGGGUCGUCGGAGGAGGAGCGCAAGAACGCGGGCCACCGGCGCCCUCGCGGGGGCCUAUAAAAGCUGCUUUUUUGUUACAAACGCGACCUCUGCAGCUGGUCUGCGGGUUCCCCGCACACCGGGCCCCGAGACCCCCUCCGGCAGCCUCCCUGCGCCCCGUGAGCCGCUACUCCACUGCUGGGGCCCGUCCCUGGGGGGACACGAGGGUCGAGGGAUGGGGGUGUCUGCCCGGCAGGAAAGGGAGAUGAGGCCCCCCGUGCCCCUGACUCUGCCCACCGUGGGCUGCUUCCAGUUCCUGGGCCCCCUCACCUACGGCCCUCGUCCACCCACCCUGCAAUCUCACAACCCACCUGACCUCUACUGCCUGGGUCGGUGGUCCCCAGGAAAGGCGCCCAGUGUCCCCCAGUCAAGGGUCUAGAGCCUCACGGACCCCUCUCGAUUCCCAUAGGAAGGCUUCCUCACACCCAACAUGUUCCUCCGAGCUGCGGUCCCCGCCCUGCCCAGGCUCAGCUCCUUUCUGGGCCUUCGGAGCACCAGUGCCCUGAGCUCUCCUCCACCUGCGGCGCCCGGACUCUACAGCAGGCAGAGACCUGCAGAGGCCGGGAGGACCCAGGCUGUGGGUGACCGGCAUAUGGUCGUGGCAGGACAGCGCCCUGAGGGAAGUGCCGAGCCAGCAGGUCCCUGUGUGCCCUGUGUGCCCAGCCUCAAGGCUACUAGGAGAUUCAGGGCCUCUCAUGUGUCCACACCCCUGCCACCAAGCGUCCUGGGGCAGCCAUAAUCCCCUCUCCACCCUGGCCUUCCCCACCCCCCCCAGUCCAGACCCCAGGGUCUGGGCAGCCCCAUCCCUAGGCCCACCCUAGCUGUCACACCGUCCCCCUGCCCUCACCUCUCCAAACGGUCACCGCCAAGCCACAUGCCCUCCUCCUGCCCUGCACACCCUCACUCAGUACCUCAGCGGGCUCCACCAAGGGGGGAGGGGCCGCCGGGACCCCUGCUGUGCCCUGCAUUGGCGUGCUGGUGGGACCCGAGGGGCACCGACCUGUCCUUCCCCGCUGCCCCCCCACUCCUUUCCCAGGGAUGCAACGGCCACAGCACCGCUAGAGGGCGGCGGGCACUGACCGCCGAGCCUCCGGCCAGCCCACUGGAGGUAUGCAGCCAGGGAGCCAGGGAGCCAGGGAGAGAAGAGCCAGAUGGAAAGCGGGGCUCAGAGAGGUAGAGUCAGUCCUCCCAGGUCACAGAGCCAGUGAGGGGCCCAGGCCAGGGCUCACCUGCCUUGUCACUCACAGCCCACCCACCCUCCCACCACCACUGCACCCCGUCGUCGUCCUGCUGCUGUGGCCCAGAGUGUGGGGUCCCCAGGGCAGGAGCACACUUGUCACUGGGUGACUGCGGUCUGGGAACCCUGAGUCCCCCCCCCAGUAUGUCUGGUGGUCUCUCCAUGAGGGGUCAAGCCCAGCACUGCGUCCUCUGCAGCCUGCUGGCCAGCUCUGUGUCUGAAGACCCGUCUCCAUCAGGGAGAGGUGGCCUCCUGGGUGGGCAGAGCACACCCAGGUCUUUGUAAAACCCACGCCUGUGUCUUCGGGGUCAGGACCACUUUCCUUGCUGGCAUCCAGGACACUACACAGCCAUGUCACCUCGGGGUCACCCCCUUAACUCGCCCAAGGGGCCUCUAGACCCCAUGUCUCAUCUCUGAGGCCUCUCCCACCCCCUCCUCACAUCCUGCCCACGGGGCCUCUGCCCACGCUGUCCUGUGGCUCACGAUGUGGCCCGUGGUGGCAGCAGUGCUGCUCCAGGACCUUCCAGCUCUCCUCCAGCCUCGGCGGGACUGUUCCCCUGCUGGUCAGGGCGGUGUCUACGGAGGCGACCCGAUCCUCAGGGAGCAGCUGUCCCUGCCGCCUCCAUCAUCCCUGGGCCCUGAGUGCGUGCAAUGGCCCACAGGGACUGUGGUGGGCUAAGAAGUGCAUGUCCUGACUGGACCUCCGCCCCCGGGCUCCCCCAAAGCCCUGGACUGUCUGCUGCUCUUGGGCGCCUGGUUACCCCAAGAGCCUGGAGAUCAAUAAAUGAGGUUUCCUUGCUA
Orcinus orca (killer whale) is the source of this 3639-nucleotide messenger RNA. RefSeq names its product tubulin tyrosine ligase like 10 (gene TTLL10). Gene Ontology annotation, molecular function: ATP binding. Bases 1 to 1980 code for a protein of 659 amino acids. The transcript has 11 exons. The record is from RefSeq and is a predicted model, not a curated record. NCBI's taxonomy places the organism in Eukaryota, Metazoa, Chordata, Mammalia, Artiodactyla, Delphinidae. Gene Ontology annotation, biological process: protein modification process.